AUGGGUCGCAGCAAGCGCGAGAAUGUGGAUGACACGGAUCACGCGGAGAAGCGGAGACGCGGCAAGGCUCGACAGGGCGGUGAUGUUAGUACAUUGCUGCACCAGCAUGACCUGCGUGCGUUGCGUGUGCAAGAUAUGCCAUGGUCUGUGCAGCAGCCCGACCAGUAUGCCACAGCAGGGUAUGAAGGCGAUGCACCCGCUGUCAAGGACCUGGCUGCAUACAUGAUAUCCAGUGUGCAUCUUCCUCGAGCGUCACAACUAUUGCAUGUGGCUUGGGUGCCGCGUUUAUCGCCUUGGUCUGCGUCGCCAGAGUACCAUGAAUGUUCCUAUCCGCUCCAUGCAACACCCCUACGAUUUUCUGUGGCAUCACACGAGCGUGAGGAGUCUCUGUCUAUCCAGCCAUACGAGUCUGCUCGCAUAACUGAUCCAGCCCACCCGUCACGUCCCAUUCAUUUGCUAGACGCAGUUGGCCACGUAUACGACCUGGCAUGGGCUCCCUUUGUAGAUACGGACUGGCUCGCUGUCGCGUGUACCAAAACGCGCGGCAAGGGCGACGAUGAAGGCAUGCUUCAGUUUUGGAAACACACUGACGACGUGAAUAUGGCGUUCACCAUCAAGUUGGAUGACACACCUCUUCGAGUCGGAUGGCGCCCAGGUGUAACUGCGCCCAACACAUUGGGUACGCUGGCCGUAUCCAUGAAGAAAGGGCACGUUCUGGUGCUGGAUAUCCCUUGCACGGAGGCCAAGUGCAUCCAGCUUACUCCGCGUAUGAUAUUGCAGGUGCCUGGCACAUCAUGCUUCAGUGUGGCAUGGGGCGGAGAUGCACGCCUUGCGUCCGGAUGCACGAAUGGCCAUAUUGCGGUAUGGGACGUGGAUGCCAGUGAAAAGCCCCUUAUCGAUGCGCCUGUGCACGAUACACUGGUGAGCGCUGUGAGCUGGCAGAUGCUACCCCCCUUCAAUACGUCUGGCAGCCCCGAUCUGGCUGCGCGUCCUCAGAUUCUCCUUUCUGUCGGAUGGGAUGGAUCCGAGCAUGUGACAGACGUACUCGACCCUUAUGCUACAGCGCGUUUCGCACACAGUCGUGAGCCCCGGUAUGCUGCUGUAUGGGCGCCAUGGAAUGGAGCUUGGAUUGUGGACAUGGGUGACCAUCAGUUCGGGUCCGUGUCGCUCCGAACGCACGAUGUGGGAAAACACCAUGUGGUUGGCUUCCACCACGGACGCAUUCUCGCGCUGGACGCGUCGGCGUUCCAUCCAUUCAUCGCAUCGGGCUCCGCGGAUGGAUCUGUACACAUCAGCAAUGCGCUGCAGGUAUCUAAGCGCAAGGCCAUAGAGCCAGGCGGCCGUCUCAUGCAUAAGCGCUUCCGACUUGUUCGGCGCGAUGAAUCGUCUUUUUCACUGCGUCAUGGGUACUAUCCAGAGGGCAUUUUACCCACAGCCCAAGGUGCGAAGCAAGCAGUCCUCUCAGUUGACCGCUGGGAUCCAGCGGUCGGCGUCACGAGUGUGGCAUGGUGUCCUAAUGCAUCUCGUGCUCUUUUGCUUGCCAGCGGAACAGGGAUUGGUCUAGUACGCAUAGAGUGCGUCGAGUCUUAA
Molecule: messenger RNA, 1590 nt
Organism: Malassezia restricta
Lineage: Eukaryota; Fungi; Basidiomycota; Malasseziomycetes; Malasseziales; Malasseziaceae
Exons: 1
Coding region: 1-1590 (529 amino acids)
Biological process (GO): transcription by RNA polymerase III
Cellular component (GO): transcription factor TFIIIC complex
Molecular function (GO): protein binding
Source: RefSeq, a predicted model, not a curated record